AUGUCGGCUAUUCAAUUAUCCUUCUCUCUCCGCGUCUCGUCCGGCGUCAAGACCGUCCACCUUCUCGGCUCUUGGGACGGCUAUGUUGGCCAGCUCCCGCUCUCCAAGGACAAGUCCUCGUCUAAGUCUGGCACCUGGAAGGGUACCUUUCGAUUCCAGAACGCCACUCUUGAGGCUGGCCAGCGAUACUGGUACUACUACAUCAUCGAUGGCUACCACAUUGCCCACAACCCCAGUGUCACCUCAACCGUCGAGCCCACCACUGGCCGAGAACUGAACAUUCUUGACGUUCCCACCGACUCGCAAAAGUCUUCUUCCAAGUCCUCCUCCCGUCACUCGUCCAAAGAUAAGGAGCACCGCUCGUCUCGCCACCGCACAGCACUGUCCGUCGACAUCCCCAAGGGCCGACCUUUGUCCUAUUCCCAGAUCCAGGCUCCCAAGCCCAUGUCACCUCAUGCCACCAAACACAUCCUGGAGUCUGACUACUACGACAACGAACAAAUCGAAGAACUCACCGCUCGCUUCGGCGGCGCCGGCCUCGACGACGACGUCGUCACCGACUUUAGCACAUCGCCCGUAUCUUCAAGCGGCUCCUCCCUGUCGUACCGCUCAGACAGCUCGUCACCCAACUCAUCGCUCUCCGGCUACAGCACACCUGGCUCCGAAUGCAGCACCUGUACCUGUGAGCGAUACGGCAUCACCCGCAAGGGCGACCGUGUCAAGAUCGACUGUGGAGGCGCACGAUGUGGCUACGACGACUCUAGCGAUUUGUGCUCCAGCGACGCCAGCGAGGACGAGUAUGAGCCCGUUUCCGUCCCGCAAGGCGGCUCUCGUCGUCACGGCAUGGUCGUCGGUUAAAGAAAUCAUCGAUGGACUUCAAUUUUUCCGGAAGAAGGCUGAGAGGAAAAUCAGCCGCCAUUCAUUCCUUGCUUCGAGCAGACCCUGGCUGCGACUCUGCGCCGGGCUGACUCGCCCCAUGUUGUUGUUGUAAACAGCACAAACUUUCGCUUUACGGCCCACGCCCACGGCGCUGGAAGGCAAUCCAAGCUGGCCUUGGUAUAUGCCCCAGCGUUCGAUGCGUGCGAUCCCAAUUGGUCGAUGCUGCGGCCCUCCGCAG
Molecule: messenger RNA, 1117 nt
Organism: Ilyonectria robusta
Lineage: Eukaryota; Fungi; Ascomycota; Sordariomycetes; Hypocreales; Nectriaceae
Exons: 2
Coding region: 1-858 (285 amino acids)
Source: RefSeq, a predicted model, not a curated record